Molecule: messenger RNA, 7002 nt
Organism: Rattus rattus (black rat)
Lineage: Eukaryota; Metazoa; Chordata; Mammalia; Rodentia; Muridae
Gene: Ntrk2
Product: neurotrophic receptor tyrosine kinase 2
Exons: 13
Coding region: 652-2082 (476 amino acids)
Biological process (GO): protein phosphorylation; cell surface receptor protein tyrosine kinase signaling pathway; cellular response to brain-derived neurotrophic factor stimulus
Cellular component (GO): axon; neuronal cell body; signaling receptor complex
Molecular function (GO): brain-derived neurotrophic factor binding; axon guidance receptor activity; ATP binding
Source: RefSeq, a predicted model, not a curated record
AUGCUAUGCCUGUGUGCGAGUGCGUGUGCGUGCGUGUGUGUGUGUGUGUGUGAGCGUGUGUGUUUUUGGAUUUCAUACUAAUUGUCUGGAGUUUCUGCCCCUGCUCUGCGUCAGCCCUCACGUCACUUCGCCAGCAGUAGCAGAGGCGGCGGCGGCCGCCGGUUAGAGCCCAGUCGCUGCUUCAGCUGCUGUUGCUGCUUCUGCGGCGCUCUGCUCCCUGCGCUGGCUACGGGAGGCCGGGGGAGCCGCGCCGACAGUCCUCAGUGGCCCGGGCCGGCACUGUCCUGCUACCGCAGUUGCUCCCCAGCCCUGAGGUGCGCACCGAUAUCGAUAUCCGUGCCGGUUUAGCGGUUCUGCGACCCAAAGAGUCCAGGGAGAUCCACCGAGUGGCGCCUGGCGUAUAGGACCAUGCAGCCGCCUUGUGGCUUGGAGCAGAGGCCCGUGAUGUCCCAGCCACUGUGAACCAUUUGGUCAGCGCCAACCUGCUCAGCCCCAGCACCGACAGGCUCAGCCUCUGGUACGCUCCUCUCCGCGGGAGGCCACCAGCACCAAGCAGCAAGAGGGCGCAGGGAAGGCCUCCCCCCUCCGGCGGGGGACGCCUGGCUCAGCGUAGGGACACGCACUCUGACUGACUGGCACUGGCAGCUCGGGAUGUCGCCCUGGCCGAGGUGGCAUGGACCCGCCAUGGCGCGGCUCUGGGGCUUAUGCUUGCUGCUCUUGGGCUUCUGGAGGGCCUCUCUCGCCUGCCCCAUGUCCUGCAAAUGCAGCACCACUAGGAUUUGGUGUACUGAGCCUUCUCCUGGCAUCGUGGCAUUUCCGAGGUUGGAACCUAACAGCAUUGACCCAGAGAACAUCACCGAAAUUCUCAUUGCAAACCAGAAAAGGUUAGAAAUCAUCAAUGAAGAUGACGUCGAAGCUUACGUGGGGCUGAAAAACCUUACAAUUGUGGAUUCCGGCUUAAAGUUUGUGGCUUACAAGGCGUUUCUGAAGAACGGCAACCUGCGGCACAUCAAUUUCACGCGAAACAAGCUGACGAGUUUGUCCAGGAGACAUUUCCGCCACCUUGACUUGUCUGACCUGAUCCUGACGGGUAAUCCAUUCACGUGUUCCUGUGACAUCAUGUGGCUCAAGACCCUCCAGGAGACGAAAUCCAGCCCCGACACUCAGGAUUUGUAUUGCCUCAAUGAGAGCAGCAAGAAUACCCCUCUGGCGAACCUGCAGAUUCCCAACUGUGGUCUGCCGUCUGCACGUCUGGCCGCUCCUAACCUCACAGUGGAGGAAGGGAAGUCUGUGACCAUUUCCUGCAGCGUCGGGGGUGACCCGCUCCCCACCUUGUACUGGGACGUUGGGAAUUUGGUUUCCAAACACAUGAAUGAAACAAGCCACACACAGGGCUCCUUAAGGAUAACAAACAUUUCAUCGGAUGACAGUGGGAAGCAAAUCUCUUGUGUGGCAGAAAACCUGGUCGGAGAAGAUCAAGACUCUGUGAACCUCACUGUGCAUUUUGCACCAACCAUCACAUUUCUCGAAUCUCCAACCUCAGACCACCACUGGUGCAUCCCAUUCACUGUGAGAGGCAACCCCAAGCCAGCACUUCAGUGGUUCUACAACGGAGCCAUACUGAAUGAAUCCAAGUACAUCUGUACCAAAAUACACGUCACCAAUCACACGGAGUACCACGGCUGCCUCCAGCUGGAUAACCCCACUCAUAUGAAUAACGGAGAUUACACCCUAAUGGCCAAGAACGAGUAUGGGAAGGAUGAGAGACAGAUUUCUGCUCACUUCAUGGGCCGGCCUGGAGUUGACUACGAGACAAACCCAAAUUACCCUGAAGUCCUCUAUGAAGACUGGACCACGCCAACUGACAUCGGGGAUACUACGAACAAAAGUAAUGAGAUCCCCUCCACGGAUGUUGCUGACCAAACCAAUCGGGAGCAUCUUUCGGUCUAUGCCGUGGUGGUGAUUGCCUCUGUGGUAGGAUUCUGCCUGCUGGUGAUGCUGCUUCUGCUCAAGUUGGCGAGACAUUCCAAGUUUGGCAUGAAAGGUUUUGUUUUGUUUCAUAAGAUCCCCCUGGAUGGGUAGCUGAGAUAAAGGAAAGACGAGGCUGGGGCUGUGCUGCUUGGUGCUUGGCGCCCCGUGAGCUGAACUCCUGGGACUACUGUUGCCUAUCCCAGGAAGUGCUGCUUAUUUGGGGGUGUCUGGUGGAAAUGGGUGUUCUCCAAAGAUGUCCGCAGCCUGCUUGUUGUGAGCUGUGACUGGGGAACCCCAAGGCAGAGGCAGGGGUCAGGCAGCUGAGAAGCAGCGGAAGAACACACUUAGAUUCAUCUUUUGUUCUUACGAUAGCUCAAAUAUAGAAUCAAAGUGAAAUCUCAUUGGAUUGUGCCUCUCUAAUGAAAAAUGUGCUGUUUGACUAUAUGGGAAAUGUGCUGACAUUAAUUGCUUCUGUUUAUUAAAGGUGAUUUGCAAAUUAAAAACUAUGCACCUAUCAUCUAUCAUCUAUCUAUUAUCUAUCUAUCUAUCUAUCUAUCUAUCUAUCUAUCUAUCUAUCUGUCAUCUAUCUACCUAUCAUCUGUCUGUCUGUCUGUCUGUCUGUCUAUCUAUCUAUCUAUCUAUCUAUCUAUCUUCUAUCUAUCAUCUAUAUCUAUCUAUCUAUCUGUCUGUCUGUCUGUCUGUCUGUCUAUCAUCUAUCUAAAGUCAUAGCUAGGACUUAGCGCACACUAAAAGUCUAAUCCACACAUAACAACCAUUUCAGCAACAUUUUCUGUUCUCUAACCCAUGCUGACGUCUGCGAUUCCACCUACAACCUAACGACUAACAGAGUCAAGGGCACAUUUGUGGUGCCAUUUCUAGGUUCUUUGUUUUGCUGGCAGCAAAGACCCAAACUCUUACCUUAAGUGUCAGAGCACAUAAAGCUAACGGUUGCUUUAAAGUCUAUGCGGCAGGUAGGAUGGAGCCGCACCAAGGACUGUGUGGCCAGGAGUGUGGACUUGAACCAACCACGCUCUGAGAAUAACCAAUGGUAGGGUUUAUGCAUAUAGGGAAUUAAAAUCUUGACCCUUCCCAUUGCUCUCUGGGAACCACCUGCCCUUUAGAACUUUGCCUAGCAAGAAGGGCCUCACAUCUCAUGCUGUUUGAAUUACAGAGCUGCAGUUUCUCCAGUGUGAAUAGGCCUGCAAGCUGAGCUGCAGGCUGGCUGUGAGCGGGAGAGCAGUCUAAAGAUAGUCCCUGGAGCAUGCUGCCCUACCGCUGUGUCCUGACCCAGCAGCAAAGAGGUUGCGGGCAGCUAAUAAAUAUGUGCUUUAUAGUGUCCCUUCUCCUCGCUGGGAGCACGGCCUCCCCGCUAGCAAUCCCCAUGGCCCCCAACCACUCCCCACUUGAUUCUGACCCGAGCCCCUCUCUCUCGUUCACUUUGUCAUGGCCUUUGUGGGAUCUGUCCUAUCCGCACCAAGUGGCAACUUUGUCCAUUCCCUCACCCUCCCUUGAGCUCCCCUUCACAGCCAGGCUGGGAUAUUUCAUUUAAAAACCACACAGCUCUGUCACACCUAGAGCAUAGCUAGAGUGGAAACUUAUUAACAUUCCUUUCUGAAAAGGUAGUUUAUCUUUAGGGAUUUAUAGGUUUUUCUCUUAACAGUCCCAGCGUGUUUGGGAACUAGUUCGAAUCCUCCGGAAAGCAGGUUCAUCAAUCUUAAUAAACCAGAACCCAUUUAGGCCUCGCUUGACAGAAGGCAAAUACUGUAGUAUUUUUGUAAGGCUGUGGAUCGUAGUGUUUGCGUUGGCCGUCCACGCUGUGCCUGAGAGGGCCAGUCACUCCCACUGACCUCUCAGAGGCUUUGUCUCCGGGUGCACGGUGGGUCUCAGCACAGAGGGCUCCCGGUUUGCUGCAGAUAAGUGACAGCUCCUGUCACUACUGAGAUUUCUGUCUUUCCCAAAGGUGUUGACUUACCAAGAGGCCAGCUAAUAGCAGAAAUCUUGACCCCUGAAAGGAAAAUGACAUUCAAACUGCCAGCCAGCCAGGGGCUCAGUGUGGCAAACCUCUUAAGUAUUGGCCAUUUGACACCAAAGGAAAAGAAAAAAAUCCCCCAAAACAAAACAAACAAACAAAAAAACCCCAACCCCUCCAACAAUUUAAGCUUCUAUUUUAUUCCAUGGAGCCACAAGAGGAUUACGGAUUAUUUAAAGAUUAUUUUAUAAGUUUCUCAGACCAGAGAGAAAGAAAGAAAAAGGGCAGUGAUCCCAGUUAACAGCGAGAAGAAAUGUAGGGUAAUCUUUUUAUUUUGAGAUAUAAAGAGGUGGGCAGAUAAGGAGAUUUAGCAUCCAAUGCCACUGGGCAUCUUCCAGGGACGGAGAGCGCAGCGGGCUUUUAGAAGGUUGUUUCUCGAGGCUCCUGUUUUCUUUGCCUUUCCUCUUAUUUUUUUUAAGCCCCCAGGACUGCCGUCAGCAACACGGCUUUUCUUUCCCAUGGUCUUCCUAUUAUCCUUGGCUUUCUUUGAUCCCCCCCAAGAAGAAAUCUGCUCUUUGAGGAUUCACAAUGGCGUGAAUUUUAUUUUUACAGCAUCGGGAAGGGAGAAGGGAAACUCCUUUUUUCGCUGGAGCUAGGUCUGUGGAUCUCUGACAGGAAUCGGCACUGCUGUGCCAGGCAAGUGUCCUACACACACAGUGGGCCAGGUGAGCCAGCACCUGCCUAAACCCCAGGAGCAGCUGUCAGGCAGCCAACCGUGUCCCCUGUCCCAGGGGAUGAGGACCCACGUCUCCGAAUCUUAUUCUCUAAGGAAUAUGUGGAACCUGGAUUUUUUACAUGAAAUAUUCCUAUUUUUAAAAAGUUGGCACGGUUAUUUUUAAAACAUUAUGUAGGCCAACAAAGCCUGCCUAUGGGCCGCCAGUCUGUUCCUUCUGUCUUAGAGAGAGCCAUUGUUCCCCAACUGUAUCUGUCUGUCUUUCCCUGCGAGCUCUCGUUCUCCCUGCCUACCCCUGACAGCCGCACCUAAGCAAGUUCUGCCAUGAACUUCAGCAGCCUGAAGACUCAGGACUGUCUGUCACCCUGUGCCUCCCACCUAGCUGGGACCUCAGGCCCUGUCACCUUGAUGGCUUGUUCUUACAGUCUUGUCUUCUCUCCAUUCUCCAAGCACAGAGCUAUUCUGGAUCCUAGUAAGUACUUUCCUCUGUUCUUUCCCUUUUCUCCAAGCUCCAUGUCUUCUGGACUCUUUAGAGAGCAGAACGAGAUGAAAAAAAAUCCCCCCUGUCCCAUCUUCAUGGUGUCCUUAGUAGGCUGAUGACCCUGGGUAGCUAGAAAACAUCACCUCAAAGAGAUAUGGUUCCUUGGCUUGUUGACCCACUGUGGUUGGGUCUCUGAGGCUCUCUCAGGCAGCUGAGAUGGAGUGAGAAACACCUUCUGACACCACAAGAUAUCAGCCAACAUACAGACAGUCCUAAGGCUGAAGAGGGCUGUCUCCCAGCAGGAGACAUGGACCCCAGUAUGUGUUAGGAUCAGUUCAACAGUUCCACUUCCCACUUCUCCAGUCUCAACAGCUCCCCACCCCCAUACCCAGCAAAGAGAACCAGCACAUUCUGUCUUCAUCUCGGCCCUCUCCUCUUCAGGGUCCUGGACUAAGCUCAGAAUGGCUAGUCUUGAAACUUACACAGCGGCUUGCAGAGUAACUGGCCGAGAGAGAGCAGGUGACCGAAAUGCAGCUUCAGGGCAUGCUGGACACAAGAGCCCAGGGCAGGGCGCUUACUUACUCCUGCUCCCCUCCCCCAUCCCAGCUCUCUAAACCGACCCCAUGACUGAGAAUGAGACCCUAUGAGAACGAGACCCUAUGAGACCGAGAAUGUUUUCUGGUUUUGCUGGCCGCUUCGCCUAAUUAUAACACACUCAGCUUCUUUCUCCCUCUCGCAAACUAGAAUCUCAAGCCCAAGCCCGUGCUGACUUCUCCCCAUGAGGGGGUGAUUCACACCUCCACCUGCUUUGAUGCAUGCUGUCUAGAAUCCCUCCCUCUGCUUUGAUCUCAUUCGUUCACACUCUAAUUGAAACCCACUUCCUCUUGUUUGGUCUAGACUGGAGAUUCACGGGGAGGGCUCUGUUGAAGGGGAGCUAUUCCAUACAACAGGGAGCUCUAGAGGUGGCUUCCUCCAGCUGUGUGGGCUGCACCAGCCCCUCUGCUUUGUGAUGACAGAGCUCCUGGGAUCCUGUAGCUCAGCAGAUCUGACUGCAAGGAACCUGGAGCAGAAGUUGCCACUGAGAACAUUCUGCCCCUCUCGCUCGCAUCCCUCAGUACUCAGCAGUCUGUCAAGUUUACCUAAGGGCACCUGGGACAGCCCAGGACUCUCCCGAAUUUAAAUUGCUUUGGGGCGGAUGCUGCCAGGCUUCAGUUAAGUUGACAGAAUUCCCAGCCCAGAAAGUUAUCUGGCAGUUUCUACUUGAGAGGCAGCUUCCCAGUGCGGAUAACCAUUUUCCCCCGUUCUGGUCUCAGGGACAAAGGGACCUCCCAGCUAUUCGAGCACAGCAUAGAUCAUUCCCCUCACACGUCUAGUCUGGACUCAUGCUUCAGGCUACCCAGCGAUAGGGAGGCAACUCCCAACCCCACACUACAAACCACUCUCUGUGUUCAGAGCCUUCGCUUCCGUGGGGGGAGAAAAAGGUACAAGAAGCAAAGAACCAGAAUCCUCUCACCAGCUUAAGUUAGCCAAUGCAUCGGUGAACUCACAAAUAUGAAGUAGCCAGAAAUUCUCGAGAAAGACACAUCCCCGGGUUUCAUCCCUGUCGGGUCCAGAUCCAUCUGCUGGAAUCCAGGGGCAGCUCAUGACUCACUUUUGUGCCUUUUUCCCCCUAUAAUAUUCUGGGUUUUCAAGUCUCUUUUUCCACAUUUCCUGUAAACAAUGCAUCCUUCCCUCUCUUUUUAAAGAGAUUUUACUUUUAAGUGCUGUUUUAACAAUGUGGCUAGACUAUAAAUGUACUUGCUGAAUUCAUCCAUUUCUUUAACAAGCCAAUAAAGUUUUAUAAUUCAU